AGCAGCUUUUGUGUGGCCGCCCCGUAUAAAUAGCCAGUGACACCUCACUGAGCCACCACAGAGACGGGAAGACAAGAAAGACAAGUGGUGCGUAAAAGUGCGCAGGUGAGCACCAAAAAAAGGGAGAGAUAGGAUAGAGAGAGGUAGAAAGUGAGUGAGGAAGAGAGAGAGGGGGGAGGAAGCCUCGGAGGCCGAGCCAUAAAAUGAAUUCAGACUCCAGCCCGAGCAGCAGAGCCUCAUCCCCGGACAUGGAUGCCAUGUUCCUCCGAGAGCACCUCCCCAGCCACCACUUCCACCACCUGCACCCGCAACUAAUUCCCCUGCACCACCACCGCCACCACCCGGUCUCCUCGUCCACGCAGGGCGGCAAGACGUCGGAGUCCAAGUCGGCUUCGUCUUCAUCGUCGGUGGAGAGUGGCGACGGCGGCGGCAACAAGUUCAAACUGAAGAAGCAGGUGACCGAGCAGGAGAUGUACCAGCUGCGCCUGAAGAUCAACGGCCGCGAGCGCAAACGCAUGCACGACCUCAACCUGGCCAUGGACGGCCUGCGCGAGGUCAUGCCCUACGCGCACGGACCCUCCGUGCGCAAGCUGUCCAAGAUCGCCACGCUGCUGCUGGCCCGAAACUACAUCCUCAUGCUCAACAGCUCCCUGGACGAGAUGAAGCGGCUGGUGGGCGAGAUCUACGGCGGCCAGCACUCGGCCUUCCACUGCGGCACCGUGGCGCACCCGGGAGCCGCGGCGGCCGCGGCGGCGGCGGCGGCGGCGGCAGCGGCCGCCCACCAGGUGCACCCGCUCCUGGGCGGCGGCGGCCUCUCGUCCUCCACCGCCUCCUCCACCCUCCCCGCGCUCACCUCCAUCCGGGCCCCGCACGCCAUGAUGAAGGGCUCCCCGGGUGCCGCGCCCCCCAGCCUGCAGCUGGGCUCCGGGUUCCAGCACUGGGCCGGGUUGCCGUGUCCGUGCGCCAUCUGCCAGGUGCCUCCUCCUCCGCCUCCGCCUCCUCCUCCGCCGCACAUCCCCAUCACCUCCUCCGGCCUGACGAGACUCACAGGGGAGGCCAAGGACGGCAUGAAAUGAUGCCAGACUGUCUGUGAACCUUUGUAGAUAAUUUCCAAGGACUUUUUGAGGAGCGUGGAUUCGUGCAUGUUGUUGUCUGUUUUCUUGUGGGUCCAUCUGAGAAAAUGUGUGUUAAUUCCCUCCUUGUACCAAGGACUUGUGUGAUACUAAAGACUGACACUUUCAAACUUGAAGGUAAAGCAAACAAAAAGAAAAGGAAAAAAAAUAUUGUUGUGCAUGAACAUUUUGGUUCUCUUUAUUUUGUGAAAAUGAAGAAUGCUUUGUGCCUUGUACCAAGGAUUGAAACGGGGGAGGGGAACAAAAAACGAGUUCCAUAUUAAAACAUGCUUUUAUUUUCCUUGACAUUGACUUUAUAGUUUUGUAAUGUAACUUUUCAUGAGUGACUCAUUGUACAAACAUGCUCUCAUUUGAUUUGUUUUAUUGUUACUUUGUGCAUGUUGCUCGAAUGGUGACAUUACUGCUCAAUUUGUUACGCCCAGAGACUGUGUGUCUUUAUUUUUUUACAUUGUUGA
Molecule: messenger RNA, 1588 nt
Organism: Phyllopteryx taeniolatus (common seadragon)
Lineage: Eukaryota; Metazoa; Chordata; Actinopteri; Syngnathiformes; Syngnathidae
Gene: olig3
Product: oligodendrocyte transcription factor 3
Exons: 1
Coding region: 204-1076 (290 amino acids)
Molecular function (GO): protein dimerization activity
Source: RefSeq, a predicted model, not a curated record